GUCUGCUGUCACUUCAAAUGUGCUUUAAAUAUCGAGUGGACUGAAAUUUCCGCUAUAUUUUUUCCAAUAAACUUUUCCAUUUUAUAUUGUGUGGUUCAGAAGCGUUUCAGAUUUUUUGCUAUUUCCCGAAGUCAAAGUUCAAGCAACCAUUGUUUUAAUUCAUUCGAAUCCCCUGGCAUACUAUGAUUUGCGAACAAGAUAAAGACAACACAAGUUCGCCGCAAAAACAACUGAACAUUAUCGAUAACAGAUCCUGUACAAAGCCAACCAAACGGCCAUCCUGAAUGCCUUAGUUUUGAGUUAUUUUGCCGGUUUAUUUUAUGUUUUUAGUUCGAAACUAAGUUAGAACAAUGACAAACAGUCAGAUAUGGUUCAAGGGAGUGAGAAGCUCGAAAUUCAGACACGUCUACGGAGAGCCAGCGAAAAGAGACAAAUGUUACGAAAACAUUCAAAUCACGAAAAACGCUCACGAUUCGCAGUUUUGCGCUGUGAAUCCCAAAUUCCUGGCUGUGGUUACCGAAGUUGCCGGUGGGGGAGCUUUUAUAGUCGUACCAAUAAAUUGCACUGGCAGGCUGGACUUCAAUGCCAGUAAAGUUACUGGACAUUCAGGGCCGAUUUUGGACUUGAAAUGGAACCCUUUCAAUGACAAUGUCAUUGCGUCAUGUUCCGACGACUGCACAAUUAAAUUAUGGCAUAUUCCUGAUGAAGGCUUAGCUAUGCAUCUGAAUGAUUGGUUGGUGGAACUUCAAGGACACAAACGCAGAGUUGCCUAUAUUGAAUGGCAUCCCACAGCUGAAAAUGUUCUUUUCAGUGCUGGUUUCGACCAUCUGGUUAUAGUGUGGGAUAUUGAAAAGGGGGAAGCAAUAAAUGUCAUUGAUUGUCACCACGACGCUAUUCAGUCGAUGUCUUUGAACAGAGAUGGAAGUCUGUUGGCAACGACGUGCAAAGAUAAGAAAUUGAGGGUGAUCGAGCCUAGAAGCGGUAUAGUAAAAUCGGAAGGUAUAUGUCAUGAAGGUUCCAAAGCUAGUAAAGUUGUUUAUUUGGGAUCCACUGGAAAGCUCUUAACGACUGGAUUUUCAAGACAUUCGGACAGAAGAUACGCCAUUUGGGAUGAGAAUGAUCUUUCCGAACCGUUGUUCUCUGACACUAUUGACAGUUCAUCUGGUAUAGUGUUCCCUUUCUUCGAUCCAGACACUAACAUAGUAUUUUUGGCUGGUAAAGGAGAUGGAAACAUAAGAUUUUACGAGAUUUGCGAUGAACCGCCUUAUAUUCACUACCUCAGUCAAGUGAUUUCAGGCAAUCCACAGAGGGGGUUGGGUGUCAUGCCAAAGAGAGGCUUGAAGGCUACCAACUGCGAAAUAUACCGUUUCUACAAACUGCACGCAACGAAAGGCUUGUGCGAACCCAUAGGAAUGAUAGUACCCAGAAAAAGUGACCAGUUUCACGAAGAUCUCUAUCCUGAUACUGCAGCUCCCAAGCCAGCUUUGACCGCCCAAGAAUGGGUCAGGGGAUCCAACGCACCUCCAGUGUUGGUGUCGAUGAGGACAGGAGAAAACAAUACUCUAGACAUCCAUGCUAUCAAACAACGAAAAUUCACUGCUCAAGAAAAAGUACCACCUGCAAUCAAUAACAAUAGAAGAAAAUUCCAGUUCCUAUCCACAGAAACCAUUCCAGACUACAGACCAAAGGAACUUAUCAACGAAAAAUCGCUGAAAACCACUACAAAUCAAACCACAAAAUUCCAGCAAUUACAACAAAGAUGGUCAAGUACAAAUGAACCAACGAAUAAGAGCAUUCCACUAUUGAGAGAGAUCAAUAGUAUUGGUGACAAUAUUUUGACAGAGCACGAUUUAAGAGCAGCCUAUCAGUCACAAUCAGAUGAAAUAAGAAAAUUGAAGAAACAACUCGCAAACAGUGAACACAGAGUGAGAGAACUGGAAGAUCACAUCAGAAGACUUACAGGAAAGUGAGCAAUAUCACAAUUUUCUUUACAAAAAAUUACAUCACAAAAGCUUUUAUAUAGCCCAGUUUAAAAGAAAAUUACACGAAAAAUUUCGAUGAAAAUUGCUGCUUAAUCAUAGGCUUGAAGCGUUUCAAGAAUAUUUUUAUUAGUACCUAAGAAAAUUUGACACUUAGCCAAAAAAAGAAGUACUCUGUAUAUGUACAAAAAGGUAAUAUUUAUUUUUGCGAAAGAGAUAUUUAGAGAGCUUAUAUAGAAAGUGAUAUUUUUCGUAUCUAUUGAGUUAGAUAUAUUUUUUCAUGCACAAAUGAAAUUUUUUUAUAAAAUUUCCAUAUUUACAUAUUUUUAAAUGUUUUUUUUCUGUCAAAAAUGCCCUAUAUUCUUGUAUAAUCGGACGAUCGAAAAAAAAACGGCGUCGGAGUUGCCUGUUACAUCGCUCUCAUAUUAUACAGGGGGGCAAGGUCUGGCUUUGGUUGCCGAUUUUCGUGUGUACAAAAAGAGUCAAUACCAAGUAUACCAUGUCAGCGAUGGUUAUGAAAUGGAGAACGCCGGUUUUUCUCGAUCAUACGUUAUUUUUAUAAACAAAAUAUGAUAUUUGAAUUAAAAAAAAUAGUAAAAAUAUUUCUCAAUGACUUGACUAACGUUCACUUUAAAUAAAAUGUAGUGAAAAUCAAGAUCUAGUACUUGGCAACAUUGUUGGGUGCCCGAGUAGACUAGUGGGACGUAGACGCUAGUGGCAAAUACCGACACAAGACAAGAGAUAAAUUUAUAUGGUAAAUAUCAUUGAUUCUCACUUCCAAGCCAACUUGAUGCUUUUUUUUUCGAUCGUACGGUAUUUUUUAUUUGAAAGGCAGGUCCUCAGACGUUUUUGACAGUAAAGUGACAGUUAAAGUUACACAAAUGACAGAAGACUUUUUACUUAAACCGUUAUUUUUUACAAUUGACAGCACAUAUUCCAAGGAAAUAAAUUAUAAAUAAUGUAGUUAAAGUUUAUUAUACUAUUUUUAAAGAAACGUCAUAGUAAGUCUAGAAGUAACAUUUCAGUUUGAUCUAUGUUUGUCGGUUUUUUAGUCUUUGUUAAAUGUUAAUCGAAUGGUAUUGAUUACGUUUAAGAAAAAACGAAA
Molecule: messenger RNA, 3084 nt
Organism: Sitophilus oryzae (rice weevil)
Lineage: Eukaryota; Metazoa; Arthropoda; Insecta; Coleoptera; Curculionidae
Product: coronin-2B-like
Exons: 12
Coding region: 351-1970 (539 amino acids)
Biological process (GO): actin filament organization
Molecular function (GO): actin filament binding
Source: RefSeq, a predicted model, not a curated record